This is a messenger RNA of Macrosteles quadrilineatus (aster leafhopper), 2658 nucleotides long. It is a transcript of the gene Mcm6, whose product is annotated as DNA replication licensing factor Mcm6. Gene Ontology annotation, biological process: mitotic DNA replication; double-strand break repair via break-induced replication; DNA replication initiation. The record is from RefSeq and is a predicted model, not a curated record. Bases 169 to 2565 code for a protein of 798 amino acids. Gene Ontology annotation, cellular component: nucleus; MCM complex. The transcript has 15 exons. Gene Ontology annotation, molecular function: ATP binding; single-stranded 3'-5' DNA helicase activity; single-stranded DNA binding. Lineage: Eukaryota; Metazoa; Arthropoda; Insecta; Hemiptera; Cicadellidae.
AACCAUAACCAUACCAACAUACUAAACUAUAGGUACCGAGGUUAAUCUUUAAAUAACUAUUUUUAGCCUUAGCUUUUGCAAAUUUCCGUUUAUGUACUUUGGUUGAGUUAAACAAGUUUUCCGUUGCUAUUAAAUUUACAUCGGUCUAGGUUCUAGUCUCGGUUUAAAAUGGAUAUUCCUGACGCACAAGCUGGGCAACUACGAGUCAAAGACGAGGUUGGGGUUAGAUGUCAGAAACUUUUUCAGGAUUUCCUCGAAGAAUUUAAGGAGGAUGGAGAAAUCAAAUAUCUUGAAGGAGCUAAGGAACUUAAAAGCUUGGAGAGAAGUACUCUUGAAGUGAGUUUUGAAGAUAUAGAAAAAUACAACCAAAGUCUGUCCACUACCAUAAUUGAGGAAUAUUUCAGAAUAUACCCCUACCUGUGCCAAGCCGUGUGCAACUUUGCCAAGGACAGAGGUGAGGCAAAACCUGACAGGGAGUAUUACGUCAGCUUUGUUGAUGUUCCAACUCGACACAAGGUCCGAGAGCUAACCACUACAAAGAUUGGAACCCUCGUACGCAUCUCUGGACAAGUAGUGCGUACCCAUCCCGUUCACCCUGAGCUGGUACUGGGGACCUUUUUGUGUCUUGACUGCCAGACUGUCGUCAAAGAUGUUGAACAGCAGUUUAAGUACACUCAACCAACAAUCUGCCGCAACCCUGUGUGCCAGAACAGGCGAAGAUUCAUGCUUGAGGUUGACAAAUCAGUGUUUGUGGAUUUCCAGAAAGUUCGUAUUCAAGAGACUCAGGCUGAACUGCCUAGGGGAUGCAUUCCUAGGAGCGUUGAGGUGAUUCUCCGAGCAGAGACGGUGGAGACAGUCCAGGCGGGGGAUCGCUAUGACUUUACCGGGACAUUGGUGGUGGUACCAGAUGUCGGUGCUCUGGCCAUGCCCGGGGCUCGGGCUGAGAGUGGCUCCCACCACAAACCUGGCGAGACAAAUGUGGAGGGUGUGAGGGGCCUGAAGGCUCUUGGUGUCCGAGACCUCAACUACCGCAUGGCCUUCCUAGCAUGCAGCGUCACGCCUACCAACCCUAGGUUCGGAGGUAUUGGAGGAGAUUUCCUCACAGAUGAGAUCACGCCCGAGCUGAUGCGCAAGAACAUGACUGAGGCCGAGUGGGCCAAGAUCUACGACAUGAACCGAGACAAGAAACUGUUUCAUAACCUGGUAAACAGUCUGUUCCCCUCCAUCCACGGCAACGACCAGAUCAAGAAAGGAAUCAUUCUGAUGUUGUUUGGUGGAGUUCCCAAGACGACCAUGGAAGGCACGACUCUCCGAGGGGACCUCAACUGCUGCAUCGUGGGCGACCCUAGCACUGCCAAGUCUCAGUUCUUGAAACAGGUAGCAGAGAUGAGUCCACGAGCUGUGUACACAUCUGGCAAGGCGUCAUCUGCAGCAGGUCUCACUGCUGCGGUGGUCAAGGAUGAAGAGUCAUUUGACUUUGUGAUCGAAGCUGGAGCUCUCAUGUUGGCUGACAACGGAGUGUGUUGUAUUGAUGAGUUUGACAAGAUGGAUCCUCGCGACCAGGUAGCCAUCCACGAGGCCAUGGAACAGCAGACGAUAUCCAUUGCCAAGGCUGGAGUGAGAGCUACAUUAAAUGCUCGUACGUCUAUACUGGCCGCGGCCAACCCCAUUGGCGGCCGCUACGAUCGCUCCAAGUCUCUGCAGCAGAACAUUCAGUUGUCCGCUCCAAUCAUGUCACGAUUUGAUCUCUUCUUUGUACUGAUUGAUGAAUGCAAUGAGGUCGUAGACUAUGCCAUUGCUCGAAGGAUUGUUUCGUUGCACAACAAUACCGAAGAUGUUGUGGAGAGAGUGUAUUCACAAGAAGAAGUUUUGCGGUACAUUGCAUUCGCUCGGCAAUUCAAACCUAUCAUAAGUGAGGAAGCCGCUAAUCUGUUGGUAGAGGUGUACACUCAGCUGCGACAGAGAGACGCCACAGCCAGCAGCAAGUCCACGUGGCGCAUCACUGUGAGACAGCUGGAGAGUCUCAUACGACUGUCCGAGGCCAUGGCCAAGAUGGAGUGCUUAGAUGAGGUGUUAGCAAGGCAUGUUGCCGAGGCGUACAAACUCCUCAACUGUUCUAUCAUCCGAGUGGAGCAACCUGACGUCUACUUGGACGAACAAGAAGAAGAAGUAGAACAGGUGGAGGACCAAGAGAUGGCAGAUGUAGACGAGCCGAUGCCAGCUGAGCCGUCACAGCCUAAGAAGAAACUGAAGCUCUCGUUUGAAGAGUACAAGUCAAUAUCUAAUAUGCUUGUUGUCUUCUUGAGGAAUGAAGAAGACAAAGCUGAUUCAGAUGGAGCUCGUCGCAGUGACGUUGUCAACUGGUAUCUGGAGAAAAUAUCUGAUCAGAUUGACACAGAGGAAGAGCUUGUUGAGAAGAAAGCAUUAAUUGAGAAAAUUCUUGAUCGAUUGAUUUUCCAUGACCAAGUGAUCAUUCCGCUGACCAGCAGAUCAGGGAAAGGGGAGGAAGCAGAAGACGAAGAUCCGCUAUUAGUUGUUCACCCGAACUAUGUUGUAGAUGGGUAGCUUUUCCUAUUAUCUGUAAAUUACUAACUGUAAGUUUGCUUUAAGAAUCCAUUACCGUAUACUUUCCUGUAAAUAAACAUAAUUUUACUAAUA